AACCUUUAGCAUUUUAUUCAUAUGUGUAGCGAACAAUGUAAAAAUUGUGAAUAACAGAGGCAGUUAUUUCAUUGGCGGAACAUUUCGCGAAACAAUUCGCUGCGGUAUGAAAACAGUAGCGGAAUAUUGUGUACCUAUCAAGACGGAAUAAUUGUACAACUCGGAUAAUGAUAGGGGUAAAUAUACAACUGGGUUAGUGCUGACGAAAUCAUUUGAAAGGAAAAUCAACUGAUACAAUUCUUGGCAGCUAUAUGCAUACAAAAAAUCUGCGGACUGCUACAUGAGAUUUGUAGCAGAAUUCCUAGGAUACCUGUGCAGUUUGGUAUAAUGUAAAAACAUGGAGCUGGUAACUAGAAGUUCAAGUUUGAACUCGUUGUGGUCCAUAGUGUACUGUUUAGUCGCUCUGACUGUCCAUUGUUACGUAACGUAUGAGGGUGUGUCGCGUUACCGGAAGUUAAACAAUGAGGAAAUAUGGGGCGGAGAAACUCCCGGAGAACUUCGUGCGUACAUUGCGUUGAUAGUGUUAGCUGUCUUAUUUCUGCCUCUCUUCAUUUUCUUCUCAUUUUUGAAAGUUGGAAACACAGCAAACGACGGUACCAAACUUGGCAGGGACCAUGCCCUAGAUUCAAAUUCAAAUACACUGGGGGCCAAGAUAAAAGUAGAACAUUUGCGUCAUUUUUGGGAACAGUUCCCGCCAUUUUCACCAUUACUUCAGAUGCGUUCUGCAUUUCUCGUGCUGCUACCGGAAAUGGUUUUAACUGCUGUGGAAGUAAAGCAUGGAAUUAUGGCCUCAGAUGCUGUUUGGACAUGCAACCUUGACUUCCUGUUCGCUUCUGAGCGCGCAGGUACAAGCAAUAUCAUCGGCCAGUCAAACGUCACGGUUCUUUCAAAUCUCUCUUUCUAUGUGGUCCCGACACCGAAGCCUCCAGUUGGCGGAUGGACAAGUGGCUCUACAUUGCACGUAGCUUUCAUUUACAUGGCAGCCAGUUUAAUCAUGUUCGCAAUACGGUAUUCGGCCGUAUUCUGGUUUACAAAUAAAAUAUUCAGCGCCAUAUUUGCUACUCAGUUACUGUUUUUGACUGUAGAGUCGCUCUUUGUUCAUUGCGGCAUUGAAAUUUUGUACAAGUUUUCAGUUAACUUUGAGCUAUACAAAGAAAACAUAACCAUUAUCCUUGGACCUGGUGUCGUCUUGUUUUUAUAUAUAUUGAGUGGUAUUAUACUUAUCUUCUCUACAUUUUUCGUGUACAAUUACGGUGCUAUAUAUUUCAAGAAGAAGUUUGCUAUAAUAGAUCAACGCCAUCAUCCGGAAGCGUACCGGAAGGAAACUGUAAUUGUACAAGGUAGUUGCCAGGACUAUAGGACUCAUACUGCCGCUAUGGUGUCGUUUGUCCUUCUAGCUCUUCUAAAAGGACCAGUUUUAUACGACUUGGUAAGUUUGUACCGAGAAACGACAGAUUCGCUUAUAUUAUCGGUUAUUGUUGUUGACGUUUGCUAUCUUGUUUUCUGGGUAAUUUUCUGGACCAUACUGACCCUAAAACAGCAAUGGCAGUUCAGAAUUCUGGAUUAUGUCCCCUUAAAUCAGCCUAUUUUUACGAUUUCCAAUGAAAAUAUUGUGAAAAGCGCAUCUUAUCACGGUGGCUCACUGGAACUUCAUGAUCAGUGUAAAAAGAAACGUCCUAGUUCACUUCCGAGUGAUCUUACAGCUAGCGAGAGUGGUUUUGGAGAUGCUAAUUCAUCCGAAGAUGAACGAGAUAAGUUUGAAAUUUCAUUGCCGCCAUUGGCGGAGAUACCUGGUUUGGUAAACUCAAGAAGGAAGGGCUCCACACACUCGUUAGAUAGAAGAAGUCGUCAUCGCAGAAAUGGGAACCAGAGAGUUACAUUUCACGAAACUGUCAAGCGCUGUACAUCUACAGACAGUGAACUGUGUGCAAGGCGGCAAAUGAAUAUUGCAGUAGAUGUACACGGCGCUUCCGCAAGACCGUCUCUGUCAGAAAAGGAAAGCAGAGGUAUAAUACCCCAAGAAAUGGAAGUUCUUCGUUCCCAGAGACCAGGGUCCCGUCAUUCAUUUGGAGCCCCUCCUAUUGGUUCAAGACCUGCUGUUUUAAACAACGUUCUAUAUAGACACAGCCCUUCCUAUUCCGAUUUAGGAAGUACGAGUGAUUACAGCGAUAGAUCGAAAUCUAUUAAUACACCGGAUAACAGUUUAGACUAUAACGAUCUAACUAUAAAAAAUGAUUAUGCAUAUGGCGCAAGACUGAACUUGAAGUCUUCAAAUAUGGAAACGCAAACUCACAAUACAAGCAAUAACAGUGCUGAAAGCAGGUAUUCAUAUUCAGACUCGAAUCAAAAACAACUCAACGGGACCCAUGCGCAUUCGCCAGUAAAAGAUACAAACAAAAUACUAUUAAAUGAAGUGAAAAGAAAUAAUGAAGUCAGUCGCAACCACCUGAGUCCGAGAACUAUCGAAUUUAUUGACAAAAAGCACGAAAUAGCUCUAGGACGAAGAGAUUCUGCAAACUACUCACUGACGUCAUCACAAGAAACUGCGUCGAAUGACUCUGAUCAGGUGCAGCAGGCGCUUUGUAGCCAACAGAAGCCAGCAGACUGACGGGAUGUCGUAAAAAAUGAGGACCACCUACAGACAGUUCCCCUGAGUCAUCAAAACAUGCUACACCUAAGUAGGUCAAAGACGGUGAACAGCGAAGCCAGGGAUAUCAAUUAAGACACUAAAGUUUGUCGUGGACUCGUCUGAUUGACUUACACGUUGUAUUUGUGUGAUUUUGUAAAACAAGACGAUAAGCAUGGUAAUUUUAAUGGACUUUUUCCACAAAAGUAAAUGUAUUACCGAGGAGAAAAUAUGUAUAAAAAACUUUGUUGGAUGGAGCAAAAAAAAAAGACGACGGGGUUAUCAAUAUUCCUGAUACUGUGUUUGCAAUGCGUUCAACUAAAAUGACUGGUGAAGGUGCAUAUAUUUUACAGUAAUCAUUUAGCGCUUUUAUCAUUUGUUUUCAAUAAUGUGUGAUAUACUUAAAGUAGGAAUAAACAACAAUGUAUUGUUUAUAUUUAGUCAAUUAAAUCUUGUGGUUAGAGACUUUUA
This is a messenger RNA of Mercenaria mercenaria, 3097 nucleotides long. RefSeq lists its product as uncharacterized. Lineage: Eukaryota; Metazoa; Mollusca; Bivalvia; Venerida; Veneridae. The transcript is spliced from 4 exons. Bases 338 to 2608 code for a protein of 756 amino acids. The record is from RefSeq and is a predicted model, not a curated record.